Penicillium crustosum is the source of this 2937-nucleotide messenger RNA. RefSeq lists its product as uncharacterized. Lineage: Eukaryota; Fungi; Ascomycota; Eurotiomycetes; Eurotiales; Aspergillaceae. The transcript is spliced from 2 exons. The coding region runs from base 1 to 2937 and encodes 978 amino acids. The record is from RefSeq and is a predicted model, not a curated record.
AUGACUGCAGUUGAACAGGGCAGUGCCAUAUUGGCGACAGCCCCAACACUGGUUGUGCAGUUUCUUCACGCAGCCGUUCAGCUUGUGGGUCAACUCUAUGAAAUUCAUACCCUUGGCAAUGAUGAGCAACUUGCGAAUGGAUGGGAUACAUGCGACCUACACGCCCAGUUGACUAGCCUGAAUGACAGCAUAACCAGCGGCUGUCCAAGGGACAUUGGACCAUUAUCGGAACAAGAUCAGGGGCUGGAUAACCUCCGCGCUACUAGUCACCUCGCCCUAAAUAUUAUAUUAGCUCGCCUGAAACUGAUACAAGACUUCGGACCUGGUUCAGCCCUCCGUGUCGGAGAACUGAAGAAGUUUUGGCCCCGAGACGAUGUGGAAGGACUGGAGGAACGGAUUGUGGUCCUGAGAUCGGAACUGGAGGUGACGGUCUCAUCACUGCAAACCCUAGGGAAAAUCCACGAAGCUCUCCUCUCCUUGGACAUUACCCGAGGCAGAAUAGCGCCCAAAGAACCCUCCUUGAGAGAUCAAAAACGGGAGGGAAACGGGAGGUCCUCGAAGCCUAGCAUUUUGACUCUCUUUGGUAAAGAUGCUACCGGUUUACGUAAUGUAGGAGCGUACGAAGAGGUUGACAAAGUCUAUACGGAAAAUACUAUCUUCACGGACCACGAAACAACCAUCCAAGACUUCUUGAUGGAAGCUAUAAAAUUCUCAUCUAUGAUGGAUCGAGAGGAGAGUGUCACAGUCGCACAUAGCAAAACCUUUGAUUGGAUAUUCUCCUCUAAUGAACCAACCGCCCUUCAGGGGUGGCGUCCAAAGAGUUCUCUCAGUGGUUGGCUACAAAAUGGGGAGCAGCAGGAGGGUAUAUACUGGAUUAGUGGCAAAGCAGGAUCGGGGAAAUCCACCCUGAUGCGAUUUAUCAUGCAUCACGCCAAAACAAUGAGUCUCCUUCGCUCAUGGGCGGGGAAUAAGCGACUCAUCACUGCCGGUUUUUAUUUCUGGAUUAGCGGCACCUUGGAGCAGAGGUCUCAGACAGGCUUGAUACGCCAUCUUUUAUCCCAACUACUCGACCAGCAAAGACAUCUCAUUCCGAUGGUCUUUCCAGAUCGAUGGAAACACCUUCUUUCUCUAAGUACACGAGAACGCGUCAAGGCCUCAAUCUCAUGGGACCUUCCUGAGCUAACUGCUGCUCUGAAAUUAUUCCUGAAUUAUGCCGGCCGGGGGAGCAAAGUUUGUUUGUUUAUUGAUGGACUGGACGAAUUUGCCGGUGACCAUCAGCAUAUCGUGGACUUUUUCAAAGACUGCGUUGAUUUGUACACUCACGUCAAAAUCUGUUUAUCUAGUCGACCAUUUCCCAUUUUUUGUGCGGCUUUUGGAAAGAAUCCUAGGCUUGAACUUCACGAACUGACCCGACGAGAUAUGCUUAAUUUCGCCCGGGAUCACCUCUACAGGGACCCCUUGAUUAGUCAACUUCUCACCCAGGAUGAAGAGGCAGCAUCACGGCUCAUUAAUAGUAUUGUUAAGGGGGCAGAUGGCGUCUUUCUCUGGGUAAUGCUUGUGGUUCAAUCUAUUCUGCGGCAUCAAAACUAUCAAGAUAUUCCGCAAAUGCAUGAAUACUUGGGCCAACAUCCCACCGACUUGGAUGAGCUUUUCACGCAUUUCCUUUUUGGCGCCGCAUCUAGAGAUCAAACUUUGGUUAUUUCCCGCCUGUUCCAGCUUCUCCAGGCCAGAGAGGAGGCAUUUUAUGCCACUCAGCAGCAAGAUGCAUCGUCAACGAGCCUCUGGGACUUUUCUCUCGCCGACCAAUCUGAGGAAAUUGUGACAUACAUCCCGAAAAAUGUGCAACAAGCGACAGAUCAGGACAUCAUUCGUAUAUGCGAGGUUACCAAGGCCCGGGUGUCCAGAGAGUGUGCAGGGUUGAUAGUGGCUCACGCGUCGGGAUUGUCAAACAGCAUUCUCCAGCGCAACAUACCAUCACCGGCACAGCAGCUAGGCUAUAGCAAGAUUUCUUACGUCCAUCGAACCGUGAAAGAUUUCGUCUCACUAUCCCACGUUCGGUCCCGGCUCUUGGAGCCAAUGCUAGGAUCAAGCUUUGAGCCCCAUAUAUCACUUCUCACGUCGAUUAUUCUCCAAUUCAAGUGGCCAUUAGAUGAGUUUCACCCCGACCGACAGAUAAAUGACCGGUGGCCCAACAUCCUUCUCGCAUUCACCCACGCACGACUGUCUCAAAAUCAUCGACAGUCACAGCUGAUGCUUAUUCCUGAGCUGAACCAAGUGCUGUGUCAACAUUGGGCGUCCCGUGACUCGAUUGAAAAUGAUCAUUGGGCAAGAAGCCUUUUCUCAUCGUAUGAGAAACGAAAGAAUCUCAACUUUUAUGAUCCGUUUCUCUCGCUCUCUGCCAAGUUUGGCCUAGCAACUCUAGUAAGUGAACGCAUCCGGAAGGAUGAUAACAGGUCAUACGGCAGUGGCGGCGGGGUACCCCUUCUCAGUCAUUGCAUUGAAAUGCUCGCGAGUCGGCGGCAAACCGUGUACCCUUUAUCCAGUCCAGAAAUGAUCCGUGAAAUUCUCACGGGCGGUGCCAACCCGAAUCAGCCCUACCAAGAUCUCAACGGAAAGAGCCAGACGCCCUGGCUGGUUGUUCUGGAUUAUCUGCGAGAAGCAGAUCGUCGCCAGUGGAUUGGGUACUAUGAUACUAGUGAAAGUGGUAUUUCUCGUCUGUCGGUGAUUAUAUCGCUGUUCAUUGAGCACGGCGCCGACCCCAAUGGGAUACUUGUUGAGACCAAGUUUGAUCCCUCGGCUUCUGCGCUUGAAAUAAUCACCUCCAUUUACCGGAAAUAUGCCAGUCCGGAAUUUAGCCAGCUUCGCAGGGUAUUGAUAGAUAAGGGGGCUCAUGAACGAGAAGGGCAUGGCAUUUUGUAUCAAGUGUACGGUAAGUAG